UCCUUCCGGCCCCCCCGCUCUCUCCCUCCCCGAUGCUAGCACCGUCGGGGUCGGGUCUCGGUGUCUCGGUGUCUCGGUGUCUGUGGUUGUGCUGGAGCGUCAUGGCGGUGCACCGGGGACCCUCUACGAAGUGGAUCUUCACCCGGGAGCAGCUCGACAACACGCCGUCUCGCCGCGGAGGCAUCGAGGCCGACAGGGAGCUCUCCUACCGGCAGCAGGCCGCCAACCUCAUCCAGGACAUCGGCCAGAGACUCAACGUGUCUCAACUGAUUAUCAACACUGCUAUAGUAUAUAUGCACAGGUUUUAUAUGAUCCACUCCUUCAGCAAAUUCCAUAGAAAUGUCAUCUCUCAGACUACGUUGUUCCUGGCAGCUAAAGUUGAGGAGCAGCCCAGAAAGCUGGAGCAUGUCAUUAAAAUAGCCCACGCCUGCAUUAACCCACAAGAGCCUGCCGUAGACACCAAGAGCAACGCAUUCCAGCAGCAGACACAAGAGCUCGUAGCACUGGAAACAAUAGUGCUGCAAACGCUGGGUUUUGAAAUAACAGUUGAUCAUCCACACACAGAUGUUGUGAGGUGUUCCCAGCUAGUGAGAGCAAGCAAGGAUUUGGCACAGACUUCCUAUUUCAUGGCUACCAACAGUUUGCACCUCACCACCUUCUGCCUGCAGUACAGGCCCACGGUCGUGGCGUGUGUCUGCAUCCACCUGGCCUGCAAGUGGUCCAACUGGGAGAUCCCCGUGUCGACGGAUAGCAAACACUGGUGGGAGUACGUGGACCGCACCGUAACGCUACAGCUGCUGGAUGAGCUCACACAUGAGUUUCUUCAGAUCCUGGAGAAGACGCCCAGCAAACUGAAGAGGAUACGAAACUGGAGGGCUAUUCAAGCUGCUAAGAAGCCAAAGACGGACGGCUCCUCGGGUGAUAGUGCCUAUCAGGGGACGUCUUUAGAUGGCCUCCCCGGUGUCAACAACUCCUUCUUCCCCUCCACCUCAUCGGACUCUUCAGACAUGCCCUCCCUCAACAACAUCGCAGCCUCCUACGCCUCCUACCAGCCGAUGAGCGACCCGUCGAAGGACUGCGGCUACGACCACUUCUCCGAGCCCCACCUCUCCGACUUCACGCUGGUGAAACACGAACCCAAAGCUGCAGGCGGGUCUGGCGGCAAACACCAGCAGCUCGGCACGAACGACGCUGCCGCCUCCGCCGCUGCCGCCACUUUUGCGCGGCCGCAGAAAGUCUUGACUCUGGAAAAGUACCGAGCGAAACACGCGGCGGACUUGGCCUCGCAGAACGGCGUGAAGGAGGAGUCGAGCACGGACAUGUACCCGCCGCCGCCGGCUCUCUCCUCGCACCACCACAAGAAGCGCUCUCAGCCGCAGCAGGGCGACGGCAAGAGAGAGAAGAGCAGCAAAAAGGCUCGCUCUCUCGCCGAGAACGGCUCCGCCACGAGCGAGGAGCUCAAGAUGAGAAUCAAAGUUUCAUCAGAGCGCCACGGAGGCUCGGAGCCGGCUCUGCCGGGUAAAGACAAGCACAAAGAGCACCACCGUCACUCUAAACACCACUUGCACCCAAACAGAGGGACAAUAGAGAACGCCUCCUUGUCCAUACGAGCCCCCGACGUCGGCUCCUCCGGCUCCUCUCGCAAGAGGCCUCACUCGGACGCCGGGAAUCACAACCACAACCACCACCACCACUCGUCCAAGAGCGGCCGCAGCUCCAAAGGAGGCCUCGGCUCGUCCCACUACUCGUCGGAGGGCGGCCAACGGAUGAUGGAGCACCACGACGGCACCAACGGCAUGCUGACCGCCAACGGCCAACACACCGACUACAAAGACACUUUUGACAUGCUGGACUCUUUACUAAGUGCCCAAGGAAUGAACUUGUAACCCUCGGAGAGCCCGCAGCGUUGUCUAGAAUAAGGUAUUACCAUGUUUAAUAGAAUUUAAAAUUUAUUUGUCUUAAGUUAUCUGAAUUCUGCGUCGCCCUCAGUGGUGUCUACACACUGAUUAUUGAUCUGUCAAAAAAUGUAAAAUUAUAUGCAUAGAGCUGUGUACUACUAGCUUGCAACAAAAAAAAAAAAGAAGUUUUAAGAACACGGCUGGAAUAAUGAGAUUUUAAACAUUCUUUUAACGCGAGCUGAUUUUAACGUGCAUGUUUUAAGUCACAAAAGGGAAGCUAGCGUUCGCAGCCAUCGUGACAGUUUACAGUUUUCUUUUUUUUCUUUUUUGUAUGUUAAAGACGUUUUGUUCCACUGAAAAUCUCAGGUCUUGAACUUUUUUGAUAUGAGAACGAAUCUUCCUCUGUUUGGGUUUAGUACCUGUAUCCGUGGAGAUGUAUCACCUCGUCCGUUUGCCGACGACGACGACGGCAGAACUUCGGUGUCUGCGUUAGGAAACACGGUCUGCUUACCUUUCAAAGAGGGCGUCAAUAGUUCCAACACAAAUACGUGAGGCGUUCGCUGUCUAUUUGCUGUCUAUUGGGACUUCCAAGGCCGCACCUGAACUCAUUAUAAAGCAACAAAAUGACAUCUGCUGUGAAAGUGCAUUCAAGAUAUAUCGGCUAAAAUCGCAAAAAAAAGGCCUUGUGAUCGUCAAUCGCUAUUCAGUAUGAUAAAUGUUAUUAACUAUCAGAAGAUACAGAUCUCUAAAAUAAGAUGUGUACAUAGGACUGUAGUUCAAUCUGUUGGUUUUAUUGCAUCAGUCCAGACCUUCCUCCAUUCAGUGUAACGCGAGAUCUAAAGCAGACUCUGUAUUGAUGAGCAUAUCCUCGAUUUGUGUAUUGGGAGCCCAAAUAAAGGUGUAAAAGUGAGUUUUACACAUCACAGAGA
This is a messenger RNA of Sebastes umbrosus (honeycomb rockfish), 2827 nucleotides long. Its product is annotated as cyclin-T2-like. Lineage: Eukaryota; Metazoa; Chordata; Actinopteri; Perciformes; Sebastidae. Gene Ontology annotation, molecular function: cyclin-dependent protein serine/threonine kinase activator activity. The record is from RefSeq and is a predicted model, not a curated record. Gene Ontology annotation, cellular component: cyclin/CDK positive transcription elongation factor complex; nucleus. Gene Ontology annotation, biological process: positive regulation of DNA-templated transcription, elongation; regulation of transcription by RNA polymerase II. Bases 33 to 1886 code for a protein of 617 amino acids. The transcript is spliced from 9 exons.